This is a messenger RNA of Saprolegnia diclina VS20, 1504 nucleotides long. RefSeq lists its product as hypothetical. Lineage: Eukaryota; Oomycota; Saprolegniomycetes; Saprolegniales; Saprolegniaceae. The transcript has 2 exons. Gene Ontology annotation, molecular function: protein binding. Bases 58 to 1428 code for a protein of 456 amino acids. The record is from RefSeq and is a predicted model, not a curated record.
AGCUCCCUGACCACCAACUGCGAGCGGCGCUGAAGUCACUUUCCAAUCGCCACUCCAAUGUUUGGACCUGCCUUCCUCGCCGCGUCGAUCUCGCACGACAUCACCAAGCCCAUCGUGGCCACGGCGGCCUUUGAAGCCGGCACCGUCAUUUUCCACGAGGAAGCGUUCGUGUCGUCCAGCUUUGGCAACAUGGACAUGGACAACUGCUGCGAUGAGGAUUGCGAAGACGACGACUGCGGUGGCUGCGCCGAAGUCGAGGAGGAAGACGAGCCCGAGUCGCUCGAUGAAGACGACCUCGAAGCCGUCUCGCCCGCUGUCAUCGAGAACUUUGACAAGCUCAUGGAGUUUGCCGAGACGAAGGAGCCGCUCAACAUGGUUGACAUUCGCAAGAAUCUCUUCAAGUGCUUUCACCUUGUCGAGGCGGAUGCUGGCGCGCUCGCCCCUCUCUACGCGCUUUCCGUCAACGCCGAUGAGUCUGCCAACUUCCUCGACGCGGCCGUGGAUCUUCGUGCCCAGUUCCCCUCAGUCGUACCCUCGUGCAUGACGAAUGACAACGUUGCCCACGUCAUUGGUGUCCUCAACAAGCACUGUCACGCCCUGGAAGAGAUCAACGGCAGUGGUCUCUUUCUCUAUGUCUCGAAGCUUCCGCACGCGUGCUUGCCCAACUGCAACAUCACGGUCUCUGGCACGUCGAUGUGGGUCACGGCGAUCAAGCCCAUUGCGGUCGGCGAAACCUUGACGCUCGACAUCCUCGAUCUCUUUUACAGCCCGAUCUCGGACCGCCGCGAGACGCUUGCCGAGGACAAGAUGGAGUGCACUUGUGCGUCGUGCACGGGCGCGAUCCCCGACUUUGCCCGCGCCUUCAAGUGCAAGGCCGCCGACUGCGCCGGUAUCGUCCACCCGACGAACGGCGCCUUUGUCUGCACGACGUGCAACUACACGUUCUCGGCCGACGAGAUCGCUGAUGUCGAGAUGCACGAGAUCGCUGACGUCGACGAGAUUGGUGACGUCGAGACGCUCAACGAGUUGGACGGCGUCAUUGCGGCGUCGCCGUUGCACAAGUACCAUUUCGUCUUCUACCUCGCCAUCGAAGCCUUGAGUUCGGUCUCGAUGGACGACGAAGAACUUCCGGAGUCGGAGGCCGCCAAAAUCUACAACCGGGUGCUCGAGUGCCUCAACUACGUCGUGCCGUACCCGCACGACCUCAAGACGCAGCACUACGACCACCUCGCGCAGACGCUCAUCGGUGCCGGUGACAUCAACGGAGCGACGGAGGCUUACGAGAAGGCGUACGAGAUGUCGUGCCUCUGCUCGGGCAAGGACUUUGAGGAGUCGGUUUUGUACAAGAAGCUCGCCGAGAACACGCCCACGAACCGCGAAGAGAUGAUGGCAGCCUACGGCAUCGAAGUCGACGAGGACGAAGAGUAAGUUAGAGAUGGUGCGCCUAGAUUUGACGAAUCGCAUUUAUAUAAUAUUCCCGUGUCGAAGAUUUCUGUUGUUGCCA